Prorocentrum cordatum is the source of this 1032-nucleotide messenger RNA. The record is from the annotation of a GenBank genome assembly. NCBI's taxonomy places the organism in Eukaryota, Dinophyceae, Prorocentrales, Prorocentraceae.
AUGGAGUCUUGUCAGCUGGCCCUGAGGAGCGACGGCCACACCGACAUCGCGCACCCCGUGGAGUACGUCGGUCCUGCGGGGAGCCGGGCGCGGCUGGUGUCGGCGGGGCCCGUGAGGUUAGGUCGAGCAUGUCCCCCUACAGGCGGAUUUCGGAGGAGAGUGCGGGGGAAGCAGCCGCUUGCCGCCUCCUCCUCUCUGGCCCUGCCGCCCGAGCCGCCCCCGCGCGGGGGCCGCGCUGGAGGCGAGAGCCCGGCAGCUCGGGCCUUCGCCGACCCCGACCAGGACGCUGUGGAGGAUCGGGAUGACGAGUCGGACGUUUGGGUCGCAGUCGAGGCCGUGGGCGACGUGAAGGGGGCCGCGGAGGUGCAUCUGGAAGACUCAGGUGUUGUCGAAGGGGACCGAGCCCUGAUCAAGCUGUCGCCCGACGUGCGCGCUUUCGCUCGGGAUGUGAAAGGUGGGGUUGCCAUGCCGGCCCCUCGCGCUGGCAGAGCCGACGGAGAUCGUGGCGGCAAGCCUGCCAAGGCUGAUCGCCUUCUUGAUGCUCGAAUCCUGUCCCCCGUUCGUUACGUCACAGGUGGCAGGCGGUGGGGUGAUUUCGCCAAUUUUGUGGGCCGUAGGCAUGGUGAGCCGAUGGAGGAUUUCCCGCUUGAGAGCGAGAGGUCGACGAUGUGGCUUAUGAGGUGCGAGCGCGGCCACGGUGGGACGUUCGACAGUAGGCAAACGAAGUGGUUCCUUGAGCACAGGAUUGAGCGUGCCACCACGGCGCGCCUAAUGCACGACCUCCUCGGCCUUGCUCUAGACCUGGAUGCUUGCUACGAUCAGCCUGGCGUCGCCAAUCUCGGUUGCAUCAAGAGGAUCAGUCGGAUGUACCAGCUGUGCGAGGAGACCACGGGCUCGUUGCAGCUGGAAGGCCUCGAACACCACUUGGGCCGCGACCGUGCCGUGCUGGUGGCCUCAAACGCGGGGUGGCUCUCUGCCGUGUUCUGGCCAAGCACGCGACGGACAUGCAGUGCAAGGAGACGGAUGUGCUGA